CAGUUGUGUAUCAGUGCAUGUUUGUAAGUGGGCUUCAGAAAUUUUGGUGACAUCUUUUAACAGAGGAGCUUUGCAUGCCUGGAAGUCCCGCCAAACACCUCACGCACGUCAACUUGGAAGGCGAAAAUCAACAGCAUGUUGUUUCUCUCUUUUAAAUCCCCCCUUCUCUCUAAGCACCCACAGCCAAUCUGAGCCUGUGACUAAAGCGCCAUCUCCCAGACUGUACACUCCAGGCUGCAUUUAGUAGUCUCUGGGUGUGCAGGCACUGAGCCACCUCUGGAUUUAAAGCGCAGUUUACUCGUUUCCGCGCAGUUCCGGACAUCGCUCUGAAAGAAUCAGCAAACGUACGGAAAUCCAACAGCUACCAAUACUCUUUGUGACCACUUAUCUGCAGAGACUUUGUGGCUUUCUGCUGCUUAGUCGCAUUUUUUAAGCGAGAACGUUCACAUGCGGAUCAUACUGUGAAUAGGAAGAAAGGGGGAAAAUCCGGCGGAACCUGGAGUAGCACAACAACAAAUAUCUGACCUCGACCUCCCUGGACGGUACUGAACUGGCUGUUGAAAUAGAGAUGGCGAGAUUUCGCAUCACCCCGUCUCCUCCUCCAACACACAUGCUGCCGAGGCUGAUGAUGAUGUUUGCGUAGGAGUGUUUUAUUUUGCGGACAGCUUCGGUUAACCAGUAGGAACCGUUCAAACAACUCCAGACAAUCGGUGGAUGGAAUUGUGUGCUGCUGCCUGCCUGCUUCAAAAGCAUCUUCCACAGAUCACAUCAUACCAUUGUUACCGGAGUGCUUUUCAGUGGUCUCUCUGCAAGUCCGGAACUGGAAAGAAAAUGUUUUGCAUGGCAACGCUGUGCGUGGAGAAGUAGUCUUCAGUACAAAGAAUACGAAUGUUAAAGGUGGACAUUUUUUGUUUGUUUGUUUGCAAAGGGCGUAUCUGCUAGUUUUUAAUUAUCAACUAAAGAGGAACCAGGCCCGGUGGGUUUUAUUUUGACCUGAGUCGAACUCCAGCUCCACUUUGGUCGCAGGCACUUCAGCGUUUAGUUCGUAUCUUUACCGACAUUGGAGGCUUUUUUUUCUCGGCGUGUUCACCGGUGUCAUUAUUCGUCACUGAGGUUGACAGACUACAGCCUGCCGAGGUCGGGACCUGAGCCCCAAGGAGCCACCCCUACCCUCAAUGUGACCCGGCGAAUUCCUCUUAUCUCUGAAGGGUGUUGAUGGAGAGCAAUUCGAAUGACAGCCGGGACUGUGGUCAUCACUGGUGGAAUUCUAGCUUCGGUUAUAUUACUCCUUAUCAUCGCAGUACUGUGCUACUGUAGGCUGCAGUAUUAUUGCUGCAAGAAGGAAGAGUCUGAGUCGGAGGAGGAGGAGCCAGACUUUGCCGUUACAUCUCACCUCCCGCCGGUUCACUCCAAUCACAACAUUGUGGCGGCUACAGCCGCCGCCUCCUCCAUCCCAAAUGGCCCUGCCCUUUUUUCCACCCCUCCAAUGGCCAGGAAACUGACACGAUCGCAGACCUUCUGCCCAUCCUGUACACACUAUGAGAUGCCUUUCUACCUCCAGCCACCUCAGCCGCAGCUCCACCACCAACCAGAUGGGUUGAGGAACGGAGGGGACCGGAUCAGCUAUCGCAGUGUCCAGCAGCAGGAUCUGGACCUGCCAGUGCCUGUAAACAUUUCAAACUAUCGUAAACCAAACCUUGCCCGUUCAGUUACCAUGAGGGACAUGUUCACACGCAGCUGUAGCAUCAGCACUGAUGUUUAGCUGGGUAAGGUUUAACUCAGUUUAAGCUGAUUCUUACAUUCAUCUGAAUGGCCUGGGCUGGACUGGGCUUGAGUGAGACUGUGUUUUUGUCGUCUUGACCUGUGUAGUCCGAUCUAGUCUGGUCUCAUUCUACCAGUCACCUAUUGCAGAAUGGAGGACUCAGCUGGCUCUCAGGACAGUUUUUUCAAAGGUACUAUGCUCAGGUCCUCACACUUGGGCCAAGACAAAGUGUUUAAAAUGUUAAAUUACCAACAACAUAAACUUGUUUUGAAUCUUUUUUUUUUUAAAGAUUAAUUAAUUUCUUUUAUGAUCUGAUAAAGUCUGUGUUGCCCUACUUCCUCUGGGCUCCUCUACCGUGGCCUGUAGGAUAGGCAGAUUCAUGAUGUGUCAAAAUGAUGUUCAGUAGGGAUUUCUCUCUUCCAGAGCUGCUACAAACAAAAUAUGAUUAGGAAAAGUCCAGUGUUUCCCUCCCUUAUGAUGGGAUUAUCUGUCUGCUCCUCCAUCCACAGAUUAUAGAGGUUAUGAAAUAUCACUCACAGCCAGUGGAGGAGGGAGCGGGUUGUUGUGUUUAGCUGCCACCCCGCAGACAUUUUCGACAGACGUAACUUAUGCCAUAACAUUUUAAGACGUAAAGGGCUCACAGAAGAUUUCCCUCAUCCUUUCAUAGAGUUGCAUAGUUUGACGAAAGAAAGGCUGGUUUCUUGGAGCAUCAAAACACAGUGUAUAUACAGUAUUUUACACUUCAGAAGAGAAAAAUCUCUGCAUUCUUGCAGGCAGUGUGGACUAGGUGCCAAAAAGGUUUUUGAUCUUCAUUUGUGUGCAUAUAUGUGAAGAUACCGGCAAGCGUGUGUGUGUGUGUGUGUGUGUGUGUGUGUGUGUGUGUGUGUGUGU
Haplochromis burtoni (Burton's mouthbrooder) is the source of this 2653-nucleotide messenger RNA. It is a transcript of the gene fam163ba, whose product is annotated as family with sequence similarity 163 member B, genome duplicate a. Lineage: Eukaryota; Metazoa; Chordata; Actinopteri; Cichliformes; Cichlidae. Bases 1232 to 1762 code for a protein of 176 amino acids. The transcript is spliced from 3 exons. The record is from RefSeq and is a predicted model, not a curated record.